This is a messenger RNA of Ostreococcus lucimarinus CCE9901, 726 nucleotides long. RefSeq lists its product with no specific name. Lineage: Eukaryota; Viridiplantae; Chlorophyta; Mamiellophyceae; Mamiellales; Bathycoccaceae. Gene Ontology annotation, molecular function: cysteine-type endopeptidase activity. The transcript has 2 exons. The record is from RefSeq and is a predicted model, not a curated record. The coding region runs from base 1 to 726 and encodes 241 amino acids. Gene Ontology annotation, cellular component: lysosome.
AUGCUCGGGUACAAGCCCGAGUUGCGCGACGCGACGCAAACCGUCGGAGCCACGCGCGAUGCGGACGAAUACAAGGCGAACUGGAAGUAUGCCAGCGUCGAGCCACUGGAAAACGUCGAUUGGGUCGAACGCGGCGCCGUGACGGCGCCGAAGAACCAAGGACAGUGCGGCUCGUGCUGGGCGUUUUCGACGACGGGCGCGAUCGAGGGCAUCAAUCAAAUUCGUACUGGCAGGCUCGUGUCGCUCUCUGAACAAGAGCUCGUGUCGUGUUCGACCCAGAACAUGGCGUGCAACGGUGGACUCAUGGAUAACGCGUUCAAAUGGGUGCAAAAGAACGGCGGAAUUGACUCUGAAUUUCAGUACCCUUACGCCGCGGAGAAGCUCUCGUGCAACAAAUUCAAGCUUCAACUCCACGUCGCCACCAUCGACGGGUUCGAGGACGUACCUCCGGGAGAUGAGAAAGAGCUCGAGAAAGCUGUGUCGCAACAACCUGUUAGCAUCGCCAUCGAGGCCGACACAAAAGCGUUUAUGCUCUACCAAGGCGGCGUUUUCGAUUCCAAAGAGUGCGGUUCUCAAGUCGAUCACGGCGUUCUCGUCGUCGUCAAGAACUCGUGGGGCAAUCAGUGGGGCGAAGGUGGUUUCAUUCGCAUGGCUCGACGAAUCAGCGCUGAAACGGGUCAGUGCGGAAUCACGACGGCACCAUCCUUCCCGACGAAGAGCGCGUGA